Molecule: messenger RNA, 1466 nt
Organism: Salvia hispanica
Lineage: Eukaryota; Viridiplantae; Streptophyta; Magnoliopsida; Lamiales; Lamiaceae
Molecular function (GO): metal ion binding
Source: RefSeq, a predicted model, not a curated record
CUCUGUGUUGCUUGUUAAUAUAAGUUCAUAAAUAUCUCUUCCACUGGAUUGUAUUUCAAUCAUUCUCUUGCUUCAAGACUGAGUCGCCAUACAAAUUUCUCUUUUAAGAUAAGAUUUCUUCUCUGUUCACCAUGAGUAAACAGGAUUUGCUGAAGGUCCAGACAUGUGUUUUGAGAGUGAACAUUCACUGCGAGGGCUGUAUGCACAAGGUGAAGAAGAAGCUGCAGAAGGUCGAAGGAGUGUAUAAGGUGAGUAUAGAUUCGGAGCAGGGGAAGGUGACGGUGUCGGGAAAUGCAGAUCCGGCGAGCCUAAUCGAGAAGCUUGAGAAGGCGGGGAAGCACGCCGAGCUCUGGGGCCCGCAGAAGGGCGCCGGAACGACGCCGUUUCCGAUCUCGCUCGACCAGCUUAAGAAAUUCCAGAUUGAGAAUUUGAAUAAGAAUAAUAAUCAGAAGAAUGGAUCCGUUCAGCAACUUCCUUUUAAGAAAGGAGUUGAGAAGGUUCCGGCGAAGGACCACAAAUCGGUCAGAUUCGAGUUGCCGGAGGACGAUGGUGAAGAUGAUUACGACGAUGAUGAUUUGGAUGAGUUUGAUGAGGAGGAUGACGAUUUCGAGGAUGAAUUUGGGGAAUUUCAUGGUAAGCCGCCCGUGAAAGGGGCUGUUGGUGGCGGUGGUGGGAAGAAGCCGAGUAAGGGCGAAAAAGGCGGUGGUAAAGAGGGGGGGAAGGAGAAGAAGAAGGGCGGCGGCGGCGGCGGUGGGAUUGAUAUGUUCAUCAAGGGAAUGUUGAACAAGGCUGGUGGGAAGAAGAAGGGGAAACCGGAGAAGAGUAGCAAGAAGAAAGAGGGAUUUGAGUUGGGAGAUGGUAAAAAGGGGAAGAAUGAUGAUGAUGGAAUAAAUGGAUGGAGCAAGAAAACAGGGGAUAAUUUACAUGGAGGCAAACAGAAGCAUCAUAAUCAGCAGCAGCAGGCUUUCAAUGAGAUGAAAGGGAAUCAUAAAGGAGGUGGUGUUGGUGGUGGUGGAGGCAGGAAUAUGGAGAUGAUGGGGCUUGCGCCGAUGAACAACGGUGGGGGGUUCCCGGGGGGUGGACAGGGGAAUCCAUACAGCCAGCAGCAGCAACAAUACAUGGCUCAGAUGAUGAUGAUGAAUCAGAUGAAUCAGCCUGGCCAUGAAGGGGCCUAUCAUCACCCCAUGGCUUAUGCAAGGCCGCCGCCGCCUGCGCACAUGGGCUACGGUGGUCCGCCACAACCGAUGGGCUACGGUUACGGUCCUUACGGAGCACCACCGCCGGCCUCAGGGGGGUAUGCUCAUAUGUUUAGUGAUGAGAAUACUGAUAGUUGUAGUAUUAUGUAAAAAAAAUUUGGGGGGUUUUAAUCUUAAUUUAGUGGUAGUUUUUUGUUGCCAUCAUUAGUUUUAUCAUCGAUUGUAUUUUAUCAUGUGUGUUGAUGUUAUGAAGCAGUUGAGGGUUUAUUA